AAAAUUGACUUUGACAUUACUUGACAGUUUCAAUAUUUUCUUUCUUUUGACGUUUCUGUUAUCGUGCUGAACAAAAAUCAAAAUGGUAAACGUACCAAAACAGCGCAGGACUUACUGCAAAAAAUGCAAGUGCCACAAAACUCAUAAAGUGUCUCAGUAUAAGAAAUCUAAGGAAAGGCACGCUGCCCAGGGCAGAAGGCGUUAUGACCGUAAACAACAAGGUUAUGGUGGUCAGUCCAAACCCAUCUUCAAAAAGAAGGCGAAAACUACAAAGAAAAUUGUACUUCGUCUGGAAUGUGCCGACUGCAAAGUGCGAUCACAGGUGGCACUGAAGCGCUGCAAGCACUUUGAACUGGGAGGUGACAAGAAGAGGAAGGGACAGAUGAUCCAGUUUUAAUCUGGCUAAUAAAUAAGUUUAACACUUA
This is a messenger RNA of Achroia grisella, 425 nucleotides long. RefSeq names its product large ribosomal subunit protein eL42 (gene RpL36A). Gene Ontology annotation, biological process: translation. The record is from RefSeq and is a predicted model, not a curated record. Gene Ontology annotation, cellular component: ribosome; cytosolic large ribosomal subunit. The transcript has 3 exons. Lineage: Eukaryota; Metazoa; Arthropoda; Insecta; Lepidoptera; Pyralidae. The coding region runs from base 83 to 397 and encodes 104 amino acids. Gene Ontology annotation, molecular function: structural constituent of ribosome.